Molecule: messenger RNA, 2692 nt
Organism: Oryza brachyantha (malo sina)
Lineage: Eukaryota; Viridiplantae; Streptophyta; Magnoliopsida; Poales; Poaceae
Product: probable ADP-ribosylation factor GTPase-activating protein AGD14
Exons: 14
Coding region: 200-2353 (717 amino acids)
Molecular function (GO): GTPase activator activity
Source: RefSeq, a predicted model, not a curated record
AAAAAAAAACCUUUUUUAUUUUAUUUUAUAUUUUUAUUCACACGCGCAGCGAAGCAGCAGCAGGCAGCGCAAAAGAGGCGAGCCUUUGCGUCGCCCCGCCCGCGCGCGUGCGAGAUCUCGGCGAGCUCCUGCGCCGUCGCCGGAGGAGGAGGAGGAGCGCCCCCCCGCAGGGUUUGCGGCGGCCGGGGAUCCGGCGGCGAUGGCGAGCCGGCUGAAGGAGGAUGAGCGGAACGAGCGGAUCAUACGUGGGCUGCUCAAGCUGCCCGCUAACAAGAGGUGCAUCAACUGCAACAAUUUGGGACCACAAUAUGUCUGUACAAAUUUCUGGACCUUCGUUUGUACGAAUUGCAGUGGAGCACACCGAGAGUUCACUCAUCGAGUGAAGUCAGUUUCCAUGGCUAAAUUUACUGCACAGGAAGUUAGUGCUCUUCAAGAAGGAGGAAAUGAGCGUGCCAGAGAAAUAUUCUUCAAGGAAUGGGAUCCUCAACGUAAUUCUUACCCUGACAGCAGUAAUGCUGAUAAAUUGAGGAACUUCAUCAAGCAUGUCUAUGUGGAACGGAGAUAUACAGGGGAAAGAAGUGCUGAUCGGCCACCAAGGGGAAAGGAUGAUAAGGAUGAAAUUAGUGAAAAUAGGAGAUCUGAUGGAAAUUGGGGUAGCUCAAGAAGUCCUCCAUAUAAUGAAAGCUACUCUGAUCGUCGCAGUUAUAGUGGAAGGAGCGAUGACAGAAAUUCCAGAUACUCCUAUGGAGAACGAAGUCCUGGCUAUGAACAGAAUGAUUAUAAGAAAAGUCCCCGCUACUUUGACGUUGAUGAUAGAAGUCGUGAGGAUAGAUCUGGGAAAACAACUCCAGUUCAACGGUUUGAGGACCGCAGGUCUUCUGAACCACAAAAGCUAGACAAUGGUUCUCCAAAUUACCAGAAGGAAACUGAUGGAUCUAGCCCUGUUGUACGGCCGGUGAGGGAUAUAUUAGGCGAUAAUGCACCUCAACUUCGAGUUGGUGAACCUCCUAAGCCACAUGUAGUAAGACCAAUUUAUCCUCCAAGACCAGUUGAUCCUCCAAGACCGAUUGAUCCCCCAAGAGUAAUUGAUCCCCCAAGAGCAAAUGGUCCCCCAAGACCAAAUGGAACCAGAGCCAUCGAACCUCCACUGCAGAGGCAGAGGACAUCAACUGCCAGCAGUAUUGGUUCUUCUGAGGGUACCUCGGAACAGAUAAAGGCAGCAAAUACGAUAAGUUUGAUUGAUUUCAGUGCAGAUUCUGAGCCUGUAUCUGUGCCACUGCCACAGUCGACCCCUACAUCACAACAGCAGCCUGCUAAUGCACAGCCAGUGCAACCUGUUAAUGCACCAGCACAACAGCCUGUUCUGGAACAAGGGACAAAUGCAUCAUCAGUGAUCAGUGGUGGAGGUGACUGGGCAUCUUUUGGUUCUUUUGGCCAGCAACAAACACCACAAGCUAGCAAUAGUGUAAAUCCCCUUGAGUCUGCGCUUGCACAACUAUCAUUUUCUGAAACACCCUCUGCAUCCAAUGCAUCAGCUUUUCCAGCCUCUGUCAGUUCCACUUCAGUUCCAAAUGAUGGAGGAUCAUUUUUUGGUGCAUCCCUUGGAGUCUCAGGUCAUCAGGCCUCAACAGGAAUUUCUGUCCAUGGAUCUUCUGUUCAACAAACUGGUCUAGCUGGUCCGACAGUUGUACUUCCAUCUCAGGUGUCUGCAAGUUCGCGAGCAACUAGUGGCAUUCCAGAAGCAGCACCUUCUACAGACAGUAGAUCCAUUGGUCGGAAAGAACUUCCAGCGGAUAUCUUUACCUCACUAUAUCCACAAGGAGCAAUGGGGGGUUGGCAGAGAACACCCCAAUUCGGAAUGGGAUAUGCCAUGCCAUAUCAGACUCCAAUGGGAAUGCAAGCAUAUCCUCUGAUGGCAUUUGCUCAACCUGCAUAUCAACAACCUCAACAACAUGUUUAUCCGCAACAUGCAUAUCCCCAACCUGCAAAAGCAUCAAACCCUUUUGAUCUUGGCAACGAGCCAGCUCCAAUUCAAGCUCACACGCAGCAGCCCCUACCUGGACCAUUGGGAGCAUCUGCUGGCAUGACUCCCACAACCUUACAUGGUACCUCAAGUUUUGGAGUCCUUCAACAACAACCUCAGCAGCUGUAUCAGUCACCUGCACCUCCAAAUCAUUACAUGAUGCAGCAAGUUCCAAACAUGGCUGAGCAGUUACCUAAUUCCAUGCUUCCAAUGCAGCAAGGAGGGUUGGGUUCCCUCAGCAUGGGCUUUGAUCAACAAGCCGCUCCCAGGUAUCCCCACCCAAACACCCCACCUUCGUAUGGCUCUGCUGGCGGAAAUCCUUUUGGGUGAGUUCAUAUAUAAUUGGUUGUCUGUACAAUAUUAUCCGUUCUUUUGGAGUCUUGUGCAUCAUCGGACAAGGGUUUGCAAUGCCCGGCGGGAUCAGGAACCAUACUAGCCCUCAACAGAGAAUUGGUUUCAUAUAACUGGUUGUGUAUUUAUCUGCUAUAGUUCGUUGUUCAACUCAUCUCCACAGGGGUAGUGGUCGAGUGUUACUUUGAGCAUAAGCUCCAGCCGCGGAGUUCUUGAUGCACAUCCAAUAGUUCUUGUAUAUUUGUGUUUGCUGCGGUUACAACAUGUAUAUUUGGGAAGAAUGUGAGGCCUUGUGGCUUCGAUUUCUCUCUUUUCACA